AUGCCCUAUGAAAAUCAGCAAAACCAACCAUCACCAUCACCACCACCGGCCUAUACUGAGGGUACACCAGGUGCAAUGGAAAGUGAAUUGUAUAUUGACGGUACAUUGUAUGUUGACGGAGUGCCAAUUGGUCAAAAUGAAAAACAGAAACGAUUGGGAAAACAAAAUCAAACUGUUGAAAAUCAGUGUAAAAAGGCUUUAGGAUUUGUUCGAAAACUUUGGGCAACGCAACAAACAGAAAGAAUCGACCGUAAAAAACAUAAGAAUAGAUAUGUUCAAACAACUAUUCGUGAACUUAUAGUUUAUAUGGCUUUUCUGACAAUUUUAUCGAUUGUCGUUUUUGGCAUGGUGAGUACUAAUAUGUUAGUAUUAACUCAAGCACUACAAAAUGUAUUUAUUAAUCCCCGACUAUUUGAUCCAUCAAGUAAUAAAUCAGGCCCAUCAUUUCAAACACUGGAUCGUAUGGAUGAUUUUUGGCGGUAUAUGACUGAUAUUGCUGCUGUGGGAUUUUAUACUGAACAAUGGUAUAAUAAAGAGAAUAUCAGUGAUACUGGUUAUAUAUUACACGAAAAUCGUUUAUUAAGUGUUGUUCAAAUGCGCCAAAAAAAAGUUCGAAAUAAUUCUUGUGUUGUUGCUGAUGAUUUUAAAGAAGAAAUUAGAUUUUGUUAUAACUCUUAUGCCCCAGUAUAUGAAGAUAAAUUAACAUUUGGAUUAUGUGAAAAUUUAGAUCCUGAAAAUUGUUCUUCUACAGCUUUUAAAUAUACACCAUCAACAUCAUGGUUUGGAUUAAGUACUACAGGAGAAGUUAGUGUAUAUGAUCAAGGUGGUUUUAUUGAAUUAUUUGGUUUAACAAAAGAAACGUUUUUAGAAGAAAUCCAAAAACUAAAAGAUAAUCUUUGGAUUACACGUGGUACUCGAGCAAUAUUAGUAGAUUUUACAAUUUAUAAUGCUAAUCUAAAUUUAUUUUGUCAAGUCCAACUUAUUUUUGAAUUUCCAGCUGUUGGUGGUUUAAUAACAUCAUCGAUAUUUCGUACCGUUAAAUUAAUUCGAUAUGUUCAUACUUUUGAUUAUUUUGUCUUGGGUUGUGAAAUACUUUUCAUUCUAUUUAUUCUCUAUUAUACAAUUGAAGAAGUUUUGGAAAUACGGUAUUGUAAAUUAUCAUAUUUCAAAUCAGUUAUGAAUUGUUUGGAUAUUGUAAUUAUAAUGCUAUCUUACGUUUGUAUUGCAUUUAACAUUUAUCGACAAGUACAAGUUGACUCAUUACUUGGUGCACUAUUAGAAAAUGACCAACAUCAUUAUAGUGAUUUUACAUUUUUAUGUUAUUGGCAACAUGAAUUUAAUAUUAUUUCAAGUAUUACUAUUUUCUUAGCAUGGAUUAAAGUUUUUAAAUACAUUAGCUUUAAUAAAACAAUGACACAAUUAAGUGAAACAUUAGCCAAAUGUGCACGGGAUAUAUCUGGUUUUGCUAUUAUGUUUUUUAUUAUUUUCUUUGCAUAUGCCCAACUUGGUUAUUUAACAUUCGGUGUUCAAGUUGAAAGUUUUCGAGCACUUCAAUACUCGAUUUAUACAUUAUUUUUAAUUAUUUUGGGUAUUUUUGAUUUUCAAUCACUUCAACAAGCACAUCGUGUACUUGGGCCAUUAUUCUUUUUAACAUAUGUAUUUUUUGUAUUCUUUGUUUUAUUAAAUAUGUUUUUGGCUAUAAUUAAUGACACAUAUAUUGAAGUCAAAGCUGAAUUACGAAAUAAGAAAAAUGAAUUCGAAAUAAGUGAUUUUGUUAAACGUGGUUAUGCUAAAAUGCGUGAACGUUUAACAGUUAAACGCGAUCGUAUAGCUGAUAUUCGUAAAGCAUUAUCAUUAGCUGAUCUCAAUCGUGAUAAAAUUUUGGAAUUUGACGAAUGGCGUUUAGAAAUGAAAUCACGUGGUUAUGCUGAAGAAGAAAUUGAAACAAUAUUUGCUAAAUAUGAUUUUAAUGGUGAUCGAAUUUUAGACGAAAAUGAGCAACGUGCAUUACGUAAUGAUUUAUUAAGACAAAAUGAUGCUGUUCUUCGAGAAAUCGAUCAAUUAAACUUGUCAAACAAUAUCGUGCCGAAGGAUGAGCAAUGCACUAGUGGAGAUCCAAGACGCAAGGCAAGUACAGCACCAGGGAAAUGUUUACCAGCAAAUGAAGUAUCAAUGGAAGAAUAUCAAGAUUUGGCUAAACGACUUGAUUCAAUGGAAGCAUCUGUUGGAGUUGUUUUAACUAAGAUCGAUAAUGUAUCAUCGAAGCUUGAUACAUAUGAAAAAGUCAAAGGAAAUAAUGGCAAAGAUAAGAAACACAAUCGUACAUCGGAUGCAGCAAUAGAUUCAAGGGAAAAUUAUGAAUUUAGUGAUCCCAUACAUUUAUCUAAUAAACGCGAUUUUAAUUCUAACCAAUCAACUGCAUAA
Rotaria socialis is the source of this 2424-nucleotide messenger RNA. The record is from the annotation of a GenBank genome assembly. Lineage: Eukaryota; Metazoa; Rotifera; Eurotatoria; Philodinida; Philodinidae.